AUGAUUAAAUCUCCAAGGGAAUGGCCUUUCAACUGGAAUCAUGGGCUGAUUGCAUUAACACAGAGCGAGCCAGCGGUUCCCACGUUGACUGCAGGACAUCACAGGGUCAUCCAACCGUCGAGACCAAAAGCAACUUUUGUCAAGUCAGAGUUGAUGUAUCCCCCAAAUAAGGUAGAACAAGUGAUCAAGCGUAGAAGGCUAGCAGGAAAACAACAUGUUGGUCCAUGCCUAGAGGAUUGUCAGGAAGUUUUAAAUCGGAUCAGCCGCAUGAUGCCUCGUGUUGGAAAAAGGGAAAUCACUGAGAGUGAUAUCCUGCAGCCUAUCCAGCAGAUGUUCUCCGACAAAGUGGUGGUCAGCGUAGUGGCAUGCCGAGGCACGGACAGAACAAUGGGCCCACCAUCCAAUCUCCAUGCACAUGAAGCCCCAUUUCGGAAAACAUUAAUGAUCCUCAGACCGUCCAGUCAAGUCGCCCAUGAAGUAAAUUGGGAAAGAUGGACCCAGUUAUCUCAUAGGCAAUUGAUUCGACCAGCGCAUCCGUGCCGCCUAAAUGUCACUGUGUUUGCAAGAGACCGUGAAGCAACCGCCAGAGCCGAACAACCUGCUGACCCGCCAGCCGAUGCUGCAGGGCCAAUGGAAGGCCACGAUUGCAGCAGCAGCUCGCAUGAAAUUCGAAGUGCAUCCCUGAGCCAAUCACCGCACCACGAAAUCAAUGUUGAUCCGAUGGACGCUGAAACGCGACCAAACAGCACUGAGGUGACCCCAGACAUCAGUGAUGAAAGUGAAAGCACAUCAGAAUCGAGUCAACAGCCUGACCAAGAACCCGAAACCAUCAGCCAUGAUUCAUCACAUGCCAGUUUGGAGAAUGACAAUGAGGUCACUGAAGAAAUUCAACAGCUGUUGUGUUGUGAAUCUGCAGAUGCUUUUGCCGAAUGCUCUGAGCAAGGCUUCGCCUUUAGAUGUGAGUUUGAUGUGCCGAUUCCAGCGUCCCACCAAGAGUCCGAUCUGACCAAUGCAGAUCCCUGGAUAUUCCUGGUAUCAGACUUGGUGCAGUGGAAGCUGAAAAGCAAGCUUUGGGAGCGUCCUGCAGGUUUGGAAAGGGGAGACUGGCAUAGGCCCAUCCAGCAGCCGAAGCUGCGAAAGCAGCAGCAGAGGCAAUGGAAGAUCCUGCCGAAGCUGCAGAAGCUGCUGAGGCCUCAAGAUCUCCCACCUCCACUCGACACGGAUCCGCCCGAGCAGAGUUUGGUCGGCCGUGGCACUAUGGAAUCAAUGGAGGAGAAGGUGUUGGCCGAAAUGGCAGACCUUCGUCGCUUCAUUGGAGACCACUUUGAAAAACAACAAGCGCUACUGAUGGGCCUUAGCGGUGUGAAAACACCCAAGCAGCUCUGGCCCUUUGUGGCCAAAGGGGACGUCACGAGCAGCCCCUGCGACCUUUCCAUGGACGAGAUCCCCAUCGAAGUCUACAACGGCAUUGCGCCGCAGCCGACCAAGGCGGCGCUUGAAGUCGAGGAGGAGGGCAUCUUAUUCAAAAGCCCCGAGAUGGAAGCUGCUCUACAGCUGGGCAGUCGCAAUUCCGUCAGCAGCGAUCCCAUGACAGGCUCCAUGAUGGAAGCUGCUCUACAGCUGGGCAGUCGCAAUUCCGUCAGCAGCGAUCCCAUGACAGGCUCCAUGAACGGCGAGUUAUCGGAGAGCCUCCGAAGCUCCGAUACCUUCGUGAAUUAUACUUUGAAAAACUUUGAGAAGAAGGCGCAAAGUGCGGCUGAACUUUUGAAGCAAAAGCGGAGAUGCUCCAUGGUGACUCAGAUGGACAGGGACUCGUCCGCGAGGUCCGUUGCGAAGCUAAUUGUGAAGUCACCAUUUUUUGCCUAUGCCGUGACAAGCAUCAUCACCUUCAACUUGAUCAUCCUGGGUAUAGAAGUGGAUGUCUCGACCAAAUUGGGGCAAGAGGAUAUUCCCGAGUGGUUCGGCAUUUGCAACCUCAUCGUUGUGAUUCUCUUUACUCUCGAGAUGAGUAUCAGUUUGUUCGCACAAGGAUGCGGCGUGUUCUUUUGCGGCCGCGAAAGGUGGUGGAAUCUGUUCGAUCUGCUGAUCAUCAUCGUGUCCGUACUGGAGACGAUCCUGGAUUUUUGGGCAACCUCCGAGUCCAGCCAGCACGUCAGCGCCUCGCAGCUGCGCUUCGUCCGCACGGUGCGCUUGGCCCGGGCCCUGCGGGGCAUCCGGGUGAUGCGGCUGCUGCGCUACGUGAGUGCCUUAAGGACCCUGGUGCUAUCAAUCAUGAGUAGCAUGGCCUCUCUCUUGUGGACGCUGGUCCUGCUGAUGCUGCUGUUCUACUCCUUUGGAGUGCUGUUCACUCAGCUGGUCUCCGACGAGUGCCGUUUCCAAAGCAUUGUGAACACGCAAGAUCACAAUGCGGUGCCUCGCUGUGAAGACGAGUCCAGUGAGUACUGGUCCUCCAUCAACGAGAGCAUGCUGACUUUGUUCAUGUCCAUCACCGGUGGCGUGGAUUGGGAGAUCGCGCUGAAACCGCUGCGAAGGAUCUCCAUCCUGGCCGUGAUAUGCUUGGUGCUCUACAUUACAGUCACAUUUUUCGCGAUCGUCAACGUCAUCACUGGCGUCUUCGUCACGACGGCGAUGGAGACCACCUCUGCGGAUAAGGACCUGGUGGUCAUGAAGCAGCUGCAGAAACGCAACACGCAGGUGGGAAUAUCAAUAUGA
Molecule: messenger RNA, 2712 nt
Organism: Cladocopium goreaui
Lineage: Eukaryota; Dinophyceae; Suessiales; Symbiodiniaceae
Source: the annotation of a GenBank genome assembly